UUGGCCUCUUGGGGGUGGAUAAUCUAAGUGCAUUCUGGCAUAUUUUUGCACAUCUCAUUCUUCAAUCCAUCUCUCAAAAGUUUAUUUUCAGAAAUUCCAAGUUCUGUUGAUGGGUGUCUCUGAUUCUUCCUGUUUUCUUGUAGAAAUUCUAAGUUUGUUGGUUUUUGGGCUUUGGCAUCUGAAAUGUAUGGAUUUUUGGUGGGAAUGUUGAAAUGGAUGACAAGGGGAGAGGCAAUUCUCUCCUUUGUUUGAGGCUGAAGAACUAAAAGACAUUGGAAUUGAAGAGAUAUCGGUCUGAAUUGGGCAAUGCCUGUUCCUCUUGCUCCAUAUCCAACCCCUCCGGCUCCUUUUACUCCAUCAAAUGGCGGCCAUAGCCAACUUGUUUGUUCAGGCUGUCGAAAUCUUCUCAUGUAUCCCCUUGGGGCAACGACAGUAUGUUGUGCUGUCUGCAAUGCAGUAACUCCUGUUCCUCCUCCCGGGACCGAAAUGGCUCAGUUGGUUUGCGGAGGCUGCCAUACUCUUUUGAUGUACAUACGUGGAGCAACUAGCGUACAAUGUUCUUGUUGCCACACUGUCAAUUUGGCUCAUGAAGCUGCAGGAAACCAAGUGGCGCAUGUCAAUUGUGGGAGCUGCAGGAUGUUAUUGAUGUACCAAUACGGAGCAAGAUCUGUGAAAUGCGCAGUCUGCAAUUUUGUGACUCCCGUUACGGCUUCUCCUGCCAAUGAACAGAAGCUCAAUAACUGAUAUUCGCCGAGAUUUUCCAUUUCUGACUUCUUAAAAAAUUCACCUUCUUAUCUUUUAGUCCCCUGAAGAGGAUUCUUGUCUAGAGGUGUAAUUUCUAUAUCUUCAACUUCUUUGUUAUAGAGUUGGUUUGUGGAGUUUCUGUUCCAUGAAACUUUUUCCCCUGGAAUAAGCAACUUUUUUGCAGGCUACAGCCCCAAAGGCAACCUUUGUUGUACUGAGCUGAUUGAGUUUUUUCGGGUUUAGUUUCUGUUUGAAUCUUAGAAGAGAGAAAACUGGGGUGUAUGAAAUUCUUGUCUAAUUUCUGAAUAUGUAUUGUAUUGUAUUUUUACAUUUAGGCAAGAAUAUGAAACUCUUGUCUAAUUGUCUGCCUUCAGUAAGAAACGUCUUAAAGAUUCUGUCUAA
Asparagus officinalis (garden asparagus) is the source of this 1146-nucleotide messenger RNA. RefSeq names its product protein LSD1. The record is from RefSeq and is a predicted model, not a curated record. The transcript is spliced from 6 exons. The coding region runs from base 307 to 744 and encodes 145 amino acids. Lineage: Eukaryota; Viridiplantae; Streptophyta; Magnoliopsida; Asparagales; Asparagaceae.